GUGAUGCUCGGUAGCCUGGUGCUGAUUGCCGCCUGGGUUACAAGCCUUGCCUGGAUCAUUGUCUACAUCAGCUGUGAGGCGCUACGCCAAGGUGCCGCAAGCACGAUCCAAGAAGCUCUCACAGCCGAGAGCUCUCACAGCAUGUUAGGGUGGCUGCAGAUCUUCCACACUCCUUCCAAAGAUGAGGCGAGCUUUUCCUUGCCCCAGCCAGAAGCGGUGAGCUUUAAACACUGGCCGCCGGCAUUUCACAAACCAGUCGCUCUGGCUUGCAAUAGCCAUCUUGGCGACAUGCUCCUUGUUUUUGAGAGGUAUGGUGCCUUGGUUCUACCCCUGCGAGAUGAUCCUGGCCUUACUGGGCAGAUAGCACAAGUUCAGGCCAGGCUGGAUCAUUGCCUCACAGAGGAGCCGCUGAUGAUUUUCCAAGCGCAGGGCAUCCGCAGCGCCAGCAUCCAAUGCAGCGGUGCAGGCGGUGCAGGCGUCCAGGAUAUGGCCGACUGUACCAUCUGGCUCCUCUCAGCAAAGGGCUCCCAUGUCCUGCUUUGUCCCUUGUCGGGAGUGAUGAACGUCACCCGUGUUCUUGGUGGGCCUUGGAGGGGCCUUGCAGGAAAGGGACCGUGGGCAGUGCGCACUUCUGCCACCGGGAUGGAGGAGCCUAGCGACGAUCUGGUACAGCUGCAGCUGCUGUGCGAGCAUGAAGCCUGCGAGUUUGUGCCCCAACGAAGCUUCGAGUUGACCGAGCUUAAGGUCCGUGACCUCGUAGCAUGGGACAUACACCCAUCCUGGCUCUUCGUUUUUGCUGAGCAAGAGGAGGCCCUCCAUGGGUUCCGUGUGGUUACAGCAGGGUCUGAGCCCGUGAAGUUCAUCAAGAUGAUGCUGCCCCGGGUACCUACCGGCGCUACAUGGCUCGGGGGCUGCGUGAUGAACGACAUCAUGUACUCCUUGCACCAA
This is a messenger RNA of Symbiodinium pilosum, 948 nucleotides long. The record is from the annotation of a GenBank genome assembly. NCBI's taxonomy places the organism in Eukaryota, Dinophyceae, Suessiales, Symbiodiniaceae.